AUGAGGUGUUGCAGCCGCAUGCCGGCGAGAAGGCUAUUGGUUUGGAAGGAAGCCGCGAGCGAGCGCAUCAAAGCCAAAGGUGUCAUGAAGGACAUUGCAAUUAAAGCCUACAGCAAGGCUGGCCAGCAGCGAAUUCAGAAUUCAGCGAGCACCGAGCCCCACACGAAGUGUGAUGGCAAGUGCACGCCGUGCAAGUAUGUCAGGCGCAAGGCCUUAACGACAGCAGUAUCUCUUGCAGAAGCCUAUUUCGUUGCAUGCAUUGCGCACUUAGUCGGAGUUGAAGUGCUCAAGGUGGCUGCAUGA
This is a messenger RNA of Symbiodinium sp. CCMP2592, 303 nucleotides long. Lineage: Eukaryota; Dinophyceae; Suessiales; Symbiodiniaceae. The record is from the annotation of a GenBank genome assembly.